This is a messenger RNA of Loa loa (African eye worm), 2635 nucleotides long. RefSeq names its product peptidase family M3 containing protein. Gene Ontology annotation, biological process: peptide metabolic process. The transcript has 16 exons. Bases 21 to 2042 code for a protein of 673 amino acids. The record is from RefSeq and is a predicted model, not a curated record. Lineage: Eukaryota; Metazoa; Nematoda; Chromadorea; Rhabditida; Onchocercidae. Gene Ontology annotation, molecular function: metalloendopeptidase activity. Gene Ontology annotation, cellular component: mitochondrion.
UUCCAGGGAACAAACCAAUAAUGUCGCGGACUGUCUUUUUAAGGUCCUGGUGCUGUAGUUUGCGAAAUUCGUUGCGAUGCAUACAAUUGGGUAAUUGUAUUCCCGAAAAGGGACUGUUCGGUGAGGAAUUGCUGAAACAUCCUUCGGGAUUCAAAUUACUCAAUGAAAAAGUUAGGAAACGUUCCUUCGAAUUGGUUGAUAAGAUUGUCAAUCGCAAGUGUGAAAAGAAAGUUGUUGAAGUUUUUGAUGACUUAUCAAAUGAAAUAUGUAGCGCUGCAGAUUUGGCUGAGUGUGUUCGAAAUAUGCAUUCGGCUAAAGAAUUCAGCGCAGCAGCGCAAGAAAGCAUGAAAGAUUUCACUGAACUCGUAGAAAGUUUAAAUACCAGAUCUGAUUUGUACAAGGCAUUGAAAGACUCGUUGGAAGCAGAAAGUAGUUCUUUGACUGACGUUGACAAACGCACAGCUUUGUUAUUCCUCGAUGAUUUCGAACAAGCCGGUGUUAGUCUAACUAAAACUCAGAAAUGUGAAUAUGUGAGGCUUAGCAAGGAGAUUUUCAUGGUUGGUUCACAAUUUGCCCAUGGUGCUGAGCUACCCGUUACGGUUGCACCAUUUUAUAGUAAGAUGUAUAGAGUGAAGCGGCAUCUCUAUAGUCCGAAUACACUUGCAGUUAACCGCAGCACCAGGCAGUGGUGCUAUGCUACCUAUUACUCAUACAAUGAAGAGCAAGAGAAACGCUUACGUCAUCUGAUUACUUGUCGGCAUUUGUUGGCUCGACUUACUGGCUACCAAUCCUAUGCUCAUCGUGCUCAACAUAAUUCAUUGCUUGGUUCGUACGAAAACGCUCAUGACUUCCUGAUUGAAGUCAUUAAAUCAUGUCAAUCAGCGGCUGAACAGGAGCUAGCCGUGUUGGCUGAUGUUUUAGCUCAGGUUGAAUCGAAGCGAGAACAUCUGUGCGAAUCUGAUUUAACAUAUCUUUGUAUGCUGUAUCGUGAGAAUGCUUUUGGUCAGUUACAGCAUCUUUCCAGAUAUUUUUCGUUUAACAAUCUCCUAAGAGGAUUCGAAUUGAUUACAGAACGACUGUACAACGUUUCUUUUUCAGUUAUGACGCCUGUUGCCGGGGAAAUUUGGCCAGGAAACGUUAUUAAGAUUGAUGUUUUUCAAGACAAAAGCAAGUUUUUGGGAACAAUUUAUAUCGAUAUUCAAGAUCGACAAACGAAAACAUCAGGCGACUGUCAUUUCACUGUUCGUUGCUCCAAGCAGUUAGAUGAUGGUUCAUAUCAAACACCAAUCGUUGUUUUAUCGUUGUCGUUAACGAAAGGAUUGGAGAACAUCGAUAAUGUUUUUUUGGUCCCCCAUCAAGCUGAAAAUUUUUUCCACGAAAUGGGUCAUGCAAUGCAUUCAAUGCUUGCGCGCACUCAGUACCAACAUGUUGCCGGAACUCGUUGUUCAACUGAUAUGGCGGAAAUCCCGUCCAAUCUGAUGGAAUAUUUCUUUAAUAACAUUGAUAUUUUGCGCGAAAUAGCGAAAGAUAAUCACGGACGUCCAAUAAGUGUCGAAGAUGCUGCUUCUCUCAUAACAUCACGAUUCGCUUUCACAUCUCUGGAAAUGUUACAGCAGGCUGUGUACAGUCUUUUUGACCUUGAGGCCCAUGGUGGCAAUGCGGAAGGUAUAAUGAAUGGUCGAGUUUCAACAGCCGAUUUAUAUGCAUCAAUUUGGUCGGUGGUUUUUCCAAAUGUCAAGAAAGAAACAGGUUCCGCAUGGCACCACCGAUUUGCACAUCUGGUACCAUAUGGUGCGAAGUACUAUUCCUAUCUGGUAGCAAGAGCUACGGCUUCGUUGAUUUGGAAUACUAGAUUUCGUGAUUGUCCAUUUUCCAGGGAGAACGGCCUUGCGUGGGCAAAGGUGUUAUCAAAAGGUGGCUCGUUGCCCUCUGCCGAGUUGUUGAAUUCGGCUCUUGGCUACUGGCCGACAGUGCAGAAUUUAGCGAUGGCGCUGAAGGAGGAAGCUGACCAAACUUGCCAGCGUUCAGCCGUCAGUAUAUAGAGGCUUUACAAAUGUUGAAUCGGAUUCAGGUUCAUAACAGCAGGUUCAGAUUACGUGUAACCAAGUUUUUGGCCUGGCGAGCAGCGCUUUUUGAUUCUGUCUGAAAAAUUCUUCACUCGCUAUAUUUAUUGUGUUUCAGUUUUACACAGUACUGUUGUUUUUAAAGAUUUUACAUUUUAGAAUUUUGCAGGAUGCGUGGAUUUUUACCUAAACUCAUCGCUCAUUUAUUUUAAUUAGUUUUUCUUUUCAAAUGGAAUUCAAAAGGAUUGAAGUAGGGAUGUUCGCUUUCAAUGUUGGAAUUGGUUCUGCCUUGUAUUACUUAUGAAUCGUACGUAAAUAUGUCAUUAGUUUCAUGCAUUUCGAAUAAAAUCCAUUAGGAUAAGUCCAUCGUUUACGAUACAUGAUUUGAUGAAAUCUGAAAAAGGGCAUAAGGGGUAAUACAUUUCUGUUUUGAUGCUGUCGUAUUAUGUUUUUUCUUUCUUUUUUAAAUUCAUUUUAAAGGAUUGUUGUUUUCUUGAUUAUACUAUAUCUGUGAAACAGUGUUUACGAUGCAUGUUAUCUAUGAAGCUGUUUUUUAUAAUGCAUGAUCUGAU